UUCCCCAACUACUAGACAUGCUUCAAUCUACACUGUUAUAAAACAGCUUCCAAAAACAAAAGAAAAACUUUCUCCUCCUCCUUAAAUGGCUUCCUCCCAACACUCCCACCCGUUCCACUGGCACUACGCCGAGCUCGAAGACCAUCACCUCCAAAUCCGUGGCCGAACCCUCUUCAUCAUCGUCCUCCUCGUCCUCAUCACCCUUAUUGUCGCCCUCGUCUUCGUUUACGCCCGAUGGGCAUGCAGAAGAUUCAAUCUUAACGCGCCGUCCCCGACUUCCCACGCGCUUCCAGAUCCUCAGCCGCGAGGGCUCGACCCUGCUGCCAUCAAUUCCUUGCCGGUAACUAUGUUCACGCUCGAGAUGGCGGUUCAGACCGAGUGCUGUAUCUGCCUUGGAGUGUUCGAAGAUGGGGAGAAAGUUAAGGUUUUGCCGCCCUGUAACCAUUCGUAUCAUCCCGAGUGUGUUGAUCAGUGGCUCAGCAGUGAGUCGAGUUGCCCGCUUUGUAGAGCUUCACUCCGAGUUGAGUCUGAUCAGCUUCAAGUUGUUGUAACUCAAUAACAACAGCGACCAAAGAGAUUAAAUUAAUACCUUUUUGUCCUAAUUUGUAUUUGUAAAGGACGCCGGUCCUUGUUGUAAAGCAUCUAUUCACAGUAAUUGUUGUGUUCCUAGUGCUCGAUGAAUUUGCUCAGUGAAUUAUUUGUUUUUCCUUAAGAAGUAAACGAAUAUGUUCAUUUGUUGAGUGAAUAAAUAAAAUUCUUUCUUA
Messenger RNA from Hibiscus syriacus, 764 nucleotides. RefSeq names its product RING-H2 finger protein ATL66-like. Bases 86 to 559 code for a protein of 157 amino acids. The record is from RefSeq and is a predicted model, not a curated record. NCBI's taxonomy places the organism in Eukaryota, Viridiplantae, Streptophyta, Magnoliopsida, Malvales, Malvaceae. The transcript has a single exon.